AUGCAACGUUCAAUACCAUCUUCUUCCUCUUCAGCCAAAAAUGUGUGCAACCAAAUUCUCCGGUUGGGGCGACAAUUGGAACCGGUGAAAAAUCGGGCUCCAUGCGACGUGUUCAUUAACCACAGGGGAAUCGACACGAAGAGAAAUGUUGCGGGCUUGCUAUACGAACAUAUUAGAAAUAAUCUUGGGCUUAGGCCAUUUUUGGACAGCAAGAACAUGAAGCCUGGUGACAAAUUGUUCGAUAAAAUCGACCCUGCGAUCCGCCAUUGCAAGAUUGGGAUGGCUAUUUUUUCACCUCAGUAUUGUGAUUCUUAUUUUUGCUUGCAUGAGUUGUCUCUGAUGAUGGAAUCGAAGAAGAGGAUUAUACCAGUUUUUUGUGAUGUAAAGCCUUCUGAGCUUGCUGUCAAGGACUUGAAUAUUAAUUUUCCAAAGAGGGAUUUGGAGAAAUUUAACUUGGCUCUUGAGGAGGCAAAAUACACGGUUGGGCUCACAUUCGAUACCUUAAAAGGGGACUGGUCGGAUUUCCUGGUGAAAGCUUCGGAUGCAAUAAUGAAGAACUUGUACGAGGUAGAAAGAGAGAAGUUCAUCCAUAGAAAGAAAUAUGUUGUUCGACAACAAAUUUUGCACAGCUAUUUGUAA
This is a messenger RNA of Lycium barbarum (goji berry), 639 nucleotides long. RefSeq names its product probable 2' cyclic ADP-D-ribose synthase BdTIR. The transcript has 2 exons. NCBI's taxonomy places the organism in Eukaryota, Viridiplantae, Streptophyta, Magnoliopsida, Solanales, Solanaceae. Gene Ontology annotation, biological process: signal transduction. The record is from RefSeq and is a predicted model, not a curated record. The coding region runs from base 1 to 639 and encodes 212 amino acids.